AUGUUGAAUAAUACAGAUAUUCUCGAAUCAACAUUGGUUAAAAGUAUUUUUAAUAAUCCAAACAAUAAAUAUUGUGUAGAAAGAUUUUCAAUAGCAAGAUGUUAUUUACGAGCCUUUGUUUAUAUGUUAGCUUAUCUUUGUUCAGCAUUUUCUCUUUUACCACAAAUUAUUCAUCUAUUUAAUUAUCGUACACGAUAUAUAGCUGGUAUUAGUUAUAUAUGGAUUAUAAUUCGAGUAUUGGCUUUAAUUUUCUUAAUAAUAGGUCAUGUUUUUAAAUGGGCAUCGAUAUUGGAAUUAAUGGCAUUUAUAUCAACAAUAGCAGUCUUCAUACAAAUUAUUCUAUUUUCAAAGAAUCUUCAUCGACAAAAUAAAAUAAAUUUAAUUAUUAUUAGUGUAUCCAUAUGGAUUAUUGGUUUAAUUAUAGUUUUUUUCUUUAGAAAACAAAAAGAUUUGUUAAUAAAUAUUGGUUACAUUUUACUUGCCAUGCAAAUGUUAUCACAAGUUUUACUUAAUUCUUUGUUAAGAACAACGAAAGCUUUAUCAAAAUUUUCAAUAACUUUAUUAGCGAUGAGUGAUGGAUUUUUAUUUUCUAUUACUCUUGCAAAUCAUUCUCAAUUAUUGAAACUUAUUGCAGUUUAUUAUUCAUUUUCAUUAUUCUUAUUUAUUUUUCUACAAACUGUGAUUCAUAAUGAUGAACAUAUACAUUUAAUAUCUCGUUCAACACAUGCUGUUCUUACACCAGGUGUUGAUAUAUUUACAGGACUUGAUAUUAAUGGAGUACAAAGUAUAGAACAAGAUUCGCAAAUGUUUUCAAUUGAAGAUUUCGAACUAACGAAUGGAAUGGAUAUUGUUUAUGUACCAGUUACAACAAAUAAAUCAUCAAUACAAACAGAUGAACAAACAUCAAUGAAAAAAUGUGUUUGGUAUGCAAAACUCGGAUGUAUUUUUGUUAUUGAAAUUAUUGUUACAAUAAUACUGUUCGGUUAUAUUUGGUCAUUAUGGAUAAUAUUUGUUCCUAUUUCGAUUCUUGUUAUUCUUGGUAUCUUCUUUUUAUUACGUACUAGAUUAAGUGAUUUGCAAACAAACCAUUUGAAAAAUAUUUUAUAA
Rotaria sordida is the source of this 1107-nucleotide messenger RNA. NCBI's taxonomy places the organism in Eukaryota, Metazoa, Rotifera, Eurotatoria, Philodinida, Philodinidae. The record is from the annotation of a GenBank genome assembly.